Seriola aureovittata is the source of this 2075-nucleotide messenger RNA. It is a transcript of the gene slc25a24l, whose product is annotated as solute carrier family 25 member 24, like. Gene Ontology annotation, molecular function: calcium ion binding; ATP transmembrane transporter activity. The record is from RefSeq and is a predicted model, not a curated record. The transcript is spliced from 10 exons. Lineage: Eukaryota; Metazoa; Chordata; Actinopteri; Carangiformes; Carangidae. Gene Ontology annotation, biological process: transmembrane transport. Bases 312 to 1664 code for a protein of 450 amino acids.
AAAUAGCAGAGAGGGCACAGUGAUGAUUGAGGAUGAUGAAGAUGAUGGCGCUGUGGUCGCCCCUCCCGCAGCCACAGCGCCAUCUGCUGCACCACAGAGAAAGUGAGGUUUUCUCUUGGAGCUGAUGAUGAACCCUCUCAUACUGCAUUGGCUCUGGGCCCUGCCAUGAGUCAGCGUCGAUGCAAAGCUGCAGGUCAAUCAUUUCUGCUAAUUGUCAAUGCUUUAUUCCUCUCCCUAUAUCGGGCAAAGCAGGCGUCAUAUCGCCAUUUUUUCACACCUUGAAUUUUUAAGAAAUAUUUUCUAAACCAGCCAUGGAUCAGUUUCGUGGUUUAUUUGUCAAACUGGACCAAAACAAAGAUGGAUUCAUUUCUGUGGCAGAGCUCCACGACGAAAUGAGGAAGCAUGGGAUCCUAUCAGCAGAUAGCAAGGUCCAGAAUAUCAUUGAUGCUUAUGAUAAAGACAAAGAUGGCCUGUUGGAUUAUUCAGAGUUCCUCAGCUACAUGAUGGACAGAGAGAGGACCUGGAAAAUUUACUUUCAUGACCUUGACAAGAACAAGUGUGGGGUGAUUGACCAGGAGGACAUCAUAUGUUUGUUUAAGGAGUUAGGAGUGGUCAUUUCAAAGCCGAAUGCAAAAAAAAUAAUACAAAUGAUGGAUAAGGACAGUUCGAUGACAGUGGACUGGGGUGAAUUCCUGCACCAUGUCAUCCUCAACCCUGUGGACAACAUUGGGGAGCUGGUGACCUCAUGGAAACACCAGCUGGUAUUUGAUGUGGGGGAGAGCCGUGCGAUGCCCCUCGAAUUCCCAGAGGAGGCGUCUGGUUUUGGAGCAUGGAAGACGUUUGUUCUGGCAGCGGGCCUGGCAGAUGCCGUAUCCCGCACUGUGACGGCGCCCAUCGACCGCCUUAAGACCCAGCUUCAGGUCCAAGGAUCCAAGGCCUUCUCCCAAGGCUUCCAGGAGAUGAGAGCAGGUGGUCUGCGGUCGAUGUGGCAAGGUAACGCUGUCAAUGUGCUGAAAGGAACACCACAGUCGACGCUACAGUGUCUUAUCUACGCCCAGAUGAAGGUGUACACCCAAAACAGAACCCAGGAGACUCUGACGGUGCAGCAGCGUUUCGGGUUGGGCUGCGUCUCCGGUGCUGUUGCUCAUGCUGCCUUCUACCCUUUAGAGGUGUUGAAAGUGAGGCUGAACCUGCAGCAAUCUGGCACUUACAACGGUGUGGUGGCCUGUGCCAGAUCCAUUUACAGACACGAGUCUUUGUCCUCCUUUUACAGAGGAUUCAAGCCUAGCAUCCUCUGUAUGAUCCCCUACGCAGGUGUGGAGUGUGCAGUUCAUCAGUCGAUCAUGAACUGGGCAAAGAGUGAUCCGGCCUACAACAGUGACUCCAAACUGUUUUUCUUCAGUUUUGUGGCCUUUGCCUCUGGACAAAUGACCAGUUACCCACUGGCUGUGAUCCGCACUCAGCAGCAAGCUCAGGCUUUCAGCUCAGAUUCACGCCCAGCUUCAGGCGUUUUACAAGGACUCAUUGGGAUAUAUGAAAGACGUGGAAUUAGAGGAUAUUACAACGGCAUGGGAGCCAGCUUUGUCAGGGCUGUUCCAUGUGCCUUGAUAAACUACACUUUGACUAGGAAAUUUGAAAAUCUGUUUUCUUCAGUGGAGUCUUGAGAUUUAGCAAAGAGGUCGCUUUCUUUGCAUGUUGAACUGUUGCUCUUAAACAAAACCUUUCAGGGUUGUGAUCAGGAACACAAAGAAAGAACUGUGAACUCUUAUGAAUGUGAACUGAGUACACCAAAAAUAACUGGAAUCCUGAAACAAUUGCAAGAGUCAAGUCUGCCAGACAUGCACUGUCAUUUGAUUCACACUCAAAUACCUCUGUAACUUUUUUAAAGCAUUAAGUUAAGAAUGGUUUACCUCAAAGUCCAUGAGACGUGGUGAAGUCUUUUAAUACAGUAAACCUCAGACACAUGGUUGACUUGAAAUUGUGACUUAAGUGUAAUAACUGCCCACUUCAGACUGAACUGUGUAAAUGAAGUGUUGAAGUGUGAGCUGUAUAAUAAAAUAUAACAUUUUAUUUCA